AUGGCGCGAGUCUACGCUGAUGUCAACGCCAAAAUGCCGCGGUCGUACUGGGACUACGAUUCCGUGGCUAUUUCGUGGGGCGUCUUGGAGAACUACGAGAUCGUUAGGAAGAUUGGACGAGGAAAAUACUCCGAGGUGUUUGAAGGCAUUAACGUUGCCAAUUACCAAAAAUGCGUCAUCAAAGUGCUCAAGCCUGUCAAGAAGAAGAAGAUCAAGCGAGAAAUCAAGAUCCUACAAAAUCUCUCCGGCGGACCCAACAUCAUUGCCCUGUUGGAUGUCGUGCGCGACAGCCAGAGCAAAACUCCUAGUUUGAUUUUUGAGAAUGUGGACAAUACCGACUUCAGAACGUUGUACCCUCGGUUUGUCGACUAUGACGUGCGAUACUAUAUCUAUGAAUUGCUCAAGGCGCUGGACUUCUGCCACAGCAAGGGAAUCAUGCAUCGGGACGUCAAGCCGCAUAAUGUUAUGAUCGAUCAUGCGAAGAGAAAGCUGCGACUGAUCGAUUGGGGUCUGGCCGAGUUUUAUCACCAAGGAACAGAGUACAACGUUCGCGUGGCGUCACGAUACUUCAAGGGCCCUGAGUUGCUGGUCGACUAUCAGGAAUAUGACUACUCGCUUGACAUGUGGUCGUUGGGUGCCAUGUUUGCCUCCAUGAUCUUCCGCAAAGAACCUUUCUUCCAUGGAAACAGUAACGCCGAUCAAUUGGUUAAGAUAGCGAAGGUGCUUGGAACAGAUGAACUAUUCGAAUACCUCGACAAGUACGACAUUGAACUGGACGCACAGUACGACGACAUUCUUAGCAGAUUUCCAAAGAAGCCCUGGCAAAGCUUUGUCAACGCCGAAAACCAGCGUUUCGUCAGCCCAGAAGCCAUCGACUUCCUCGACAAACUUCUCAGAUAUGAUCACCAGGAACGUCUCACAGCACAGGAGGCAAUGGCACACCCCUAUUUUGCUCCAGUCAGGAAUGCCGCAAACCAACAAAACUCGCAAAAUCAUGUGUCUUGA
Molecule: messenger RNA, 1005 nt
Organism: Exophiala dermatitidis NIH/UT8656
Lineage: Eukaryota; Fungi; Ascomycota; Eurotiomycetes; Chaetothyriales; Herpotrichiellaceae
Product: casein kinase II subunit alpha
Exons: 4
Coding region: 1-1005 (334 amino acids)
Biological process (GO): regulation of transcription by RNA polymerase I; protein phosphorylation; regulation of transcription by RNA polymerase III
Cellular component (GO): cytosol; protein kinase CK2 complex; nucleus
Molecular function (GO): ATP binding; protein serine/threonine kinase activity
Source: RefSeq, a predicted model, not a curated record